Molecule: messenger RNA, 3486 nt
Organism: Chanos chanos (milkfish)
Lineage: Eukaryota; Metazoa; Chordata; Actinopteri; Gonorynchiformes; Chanidae
Gene: fam13b
Product: family with sequence similarity 13 member B
Exons: 24
Coding region: 298-3213 (971 amino acids)
Biological process (GO): signal transduction
Source: RefSeq, a predicted model, not a curated record
AAUACUGUUCUAUUGUUUUCAUAUAAAUUGUCAAUUUGGACGUGAAAUAAGGACUAAACACAAGCACUGUUCAUCGCUCUCGAUAUACCGUCCGAUUUAACCUGCUAAACCACUGACGUCCUGACCAGGAUUUGCGGUCUGUCAAUGAGGAACUACAGGCUUAUCUUCUGCCACAACCUGAAGCAGCCAUAGAUGACGAUUCUUUUCCCUGUGAGUCAGUGGGGCAGGAGAUAAAGGUCAGCUUCUGGGUGUUUGAAGUGCAACAAGACCAACUGAAGCAGCCUGGCUGUGGAAGCGAUGAGGAGGAGCCUCUCUCCCUCUCUCAGCGAGUCCCUCAAUACGACCCGGGUGUUUGGAGUCCCCUUGGAGGAGGUGCAGCAGAGCGGGCAGCCAGGGCAGGAGGUCCCCCUGCUGGUCAGAAGCAUCGUGGAGUACAUUGAGGAGCAUGGGGGUCUUGACUUGGAGGGGCUGUUUCUAGUGAACGGGAACGCGGAGCGCGUGGACUGGCUUCGACAGCGCUUUGACAGUGGUGAAGAUGUGGAUCUGCAGAAGGAGGCGGACGUGGCCUCGGCCGUCAGCCUGUUACGCCUCUUCCUGCAGGAGCUCCCCGAACCCGUGAUCCCCACAGGACUGCAAAUACACAUCCUGCAACUUUAUCAAGACUACAGCAGUGAGGAGGAACUGGCCAGAAAUAUGAAGUACUUCCUGCAGCAGUUGCCUCAGGUCAACUACAGCCUGCUCCGGUUCCUCUGCCGAUUCCUGUCCAAUGUGGCGUCCCUUCAAGAGGAAAGCUGGAGCGUCGGAGCCCUCGCCGCCGUCUUCGGCCCCGACAUCUUCCACUUAGACACAGACGUGGAGGACCUGAAGGAGCAGGAGUCCGUGAGCCGCAUCCUUGCCGAGCUCUUGGAGAACCAGGAGGACUUCUUCGACUCCGAGGAGGACGACAUAUCCACGACCAACGACUACAGUUCCAUCAACGAGCAGAUCACAGAGCUACUGGAGGACGAGAAGUCGGAAGCCUGCGAUGACCUGCCUCAGGACAGCGAGGAAGGUCUCUCUUCACUUUCCGCCAAACACUCCCAGGUCUCUCCUGCUUCCAGUUCGCAUAUCUCUCCCAUCAGCAUUCUUCCAGGAUCUGCAGACAUUAUCCAGAGGACCAUCCGCGCUGCAGUUGAGCAACACUUUUUCGACCUACAGAGUUCCAUAGAUCAGGAGAUCAGUAGUUAUGAGAGUCAGGGGUCAGCCUGCCAAUCUGGCCAGAGAGAGGUCCUGAGUGAGGAGGUGACUGGCCGAGGAGACCAUGAGGAGGAGAAGCAGUCUGUGUCUGAGAUCUCUCCUCAGGCUGUCACUGAAGAAGAUCAGUCCACACCACACAGCCCUGAGGGUCUGCAGGAGCUACAGGGUUCUCGACCCAGCAGUCCUGCUGCAGAGGAAAGUUCUGGAAUGGACUUGGACACAGACCUUUUUGUAGAUGAUGAGAACAAUAUCAAGACUGAAAGACUAGAGAACCGUCAGGCUUGCGAACAGAUGGACCAGAGUGAUAUCACCACCUGCCAGCCCGGGCCGAGCGAGUCCGACCCGAACGCCAACACGGAGCCCGGCGAGCAUCCCGCCCAGCCGGCCGACGGCUCCCGCCUCCAGCUGUUCCCAGACAGACACUGGGAAGCACCGUACCCCAACACUUUUCCCCUCAUAGACUUCACAUGUAUGCACCUGCAGAGGGAAGGGUACGAACCUGUGCCGGCCUUCACGUCCUGGCAGGAGGAGAGCGAAUCGGGUGAGGCCCAGCUGUCUCCGCUGGCGGGCCGGAUCAUUCCUCUGCCCCUGGAGGAGGACGCCCAGCCCCUGCUGGCACGCCGCUUCCUGGACUUCGGUCAACACAGCCAACGCUUCCUACAGCAGGACCCUGACAGCACCUCCCCCACCAAAGCCCUGUCCUGUGGCAGGCCUCGACGCUCUUCCCUGACUUCCAAAGAGAGCGUGAAGGGAGAUUCAGUUUCUCACCAGCUCACCAAGAAACUUCAGAACCUUAAAAAGAAGAUCAGACAGUUUGAGGAGCAGUUUGAGAAGGAAAAGAACUAUAAGCCGUCUCAUGCUGAUAAAGCAGCUAAUCCCAAGGUACUGAAGUGGAUGACAGACCUUACCAAAAUCCGGAAACAGCUGAAAGGACGACAGCAACUCUCACCCAAAGGCUCCCUGAGGCACCAGGCAGUGCUUCACUCACACAGACGCCACCUGUCCUCUGCCUACGCCCUCAACACACCCCAUUUCACACUCGCACGCCCCCACACUGUCUCUAGGCAGGGACCCCAGCUAUAUGCCAAACACAAGGCUGACAGUGAGAUGACUCCUCAGACGCGGCCACGCAGUAACACUCUGCCGAAGAGUUUUGGCUCCACGCUGGAGCACUCUGCUCACGAGAGCUCCGUGGAGGGUGAGGUGCGGGGAAACAAGCCCACCCGCGAGGACACUCUCCAGCUCAUCCAGCGCCGUCUCAGCCUGAAGAGACAGGAGGCCGGCUGGCCGGAGGACAUCAGGAAAAUGACCAAGGAGCAGCUGGCCUGUGAGAAAACCAUGCUUCAGAAAAACUUACUACACUAUGAGGGACUGCACGGCCGGCCUGUGACGCGUGAGGAGCGUCUGAUAGUGAAGCCGCUGUAUGACAGAUACAGACUCGUCAAACAGAUGCUCACCCGUGUCAGCAUCACGCCCAUUAUUGCCUCCCCAUCCAGCAAGAGACGUAACCAAACCCUACAGCCCAUCAUCGAGGGUGAGACCGCCCACUUUUGUGAGGAGAUCGAGGAAGAAGAGGAAGACGGAGGGCAGCAGGACAGUGGCCCAGUGACAAACGAGGGGUCAGAGGUCAUCCUGGCCCUGGACCCGGCCGCCCAGCCUCAACAGGAGAGUUCACUCAGGCCCAAACUGGAGGAGAGUUCCGGAAAAUUAGCCCUGGACCUGCGCCUGUCCAGCUCCAACGCCUCGUCUAUGCCUGAGCUCCUGGAGCAGCUGUGGAAGGCCAAGGCAGAGAAGAAGAAGCUGAGGAGGACCAUCCGCGAGUUUGAAGACGAGUUCUACCAACAGAACGGCAGGAACGUGCAGAAAGAGGACCGCGUGCCCAUGAUGGACGAGUAUAAGGAAUACAAACGCGUCAAGGCCAAACUGAGGCUGUUGGAGGUUCUCAUUAGCAAGCAGGAUUCCUCCAAAUCCAUCUAACGUCAGGUCCCGUAGAGAACCAACCAUCCCAGGCCCACUCGAGUCCACAUGUCUCUCAACGCACCAUCAUCUGUGGAUCAUUUCUGACCCCCCCCCCCCCCCCACACACACACACACACGCACACGCACAGCCUGACGGCGGCUUCUCACGGCACUCUGCUGCCAAGGAAGACGAUGGUUUACAUUCUUCAUCCGAGACUGGCCCACAGAGCCCUCUGUGUUCCCCUUCUGUCAGAAAUUAUUCAGUGAAAGGACUUGUUUUCCUGCUACUUU